AUGACUGAGGAGGGACAACAAAAAGGGUUGUUGAAUGACACGUUGCCACAAGACGAAGUUGAGUAUAAAGAUGACCCGACUGGAUCGAAUGGGAUAUUUGGGACGAUGUUUAAUUUAGCGAACACCAUCAUCGGCAGUGGCACUUUAGCGAUUCCAUUGGCUUUCCAAUUUUCUGGGUAUGUAGGUGGCCCUGUCUUGUUAUUAGUAGCGUGGUUUUUGUCUGCAUUUGCGAUGUAUUUGCUGACAUAUGUCUGUGUGAAAACGCACAUGUGGACAUAUAAAGAAAUCUCCGAGAAGAUUGGUGGGAAGUGGUUGUCCUAUUUAGUCCAGAUCUCUAUUUUUUGUUAUACGACUGGGACAUGUAUUGCUUACCCCAUUUUCUUGGGCGGGUUUAUGCCACAUAUCUUCUCUACGUUUGCGCCACGCACGAUAUUAGUCGAUCGACACUUUGAUAUCAUGAUCAUUGGGUUUUGUGUAGUGUACCCCUUGUCUAUGUUCAAGAAUUUGAGUGCUUUGAAGUACGCAUCUUUGCUCUGUUUGGUGUGUGUGAUUUACACGACCAUCACUACUAUUAUAGAGACCUUCACAACUUAUUUUGACAACUUUGAAAACAACCCCCCAGUAUGGUUCAAUGCAGAUAUACAGUUUUUGAGAGGAUUUCCAUAUAUGACGUGUGCGUUCACUGCACAUUAUAACGUCUUGCGAUUUUAUUCUGAAUUGAAAGGGCGAAGUAUCAAGAAGAUGAACUUGAUAGUAUUGGUCUCAACUUUUGUAAGCUUUUUGGUUUACUUACUCAUCGGGUUGUUUGGGUACUUCUCUUUGAAUCCAAAUUUGACGGGAAACAUUUUGGUCGAUUACCCUACUAGUGAUAUCCCAAUGUUUAUCGCCUGCAUUUCGUUCUGUUUGGUCAUGUCACUGUCAUUCCCAUUGGUCCACCACGCACAAAGAGAUAUCUUCGACAAGUUGGUCUUUGCUGGAUGGGAAGAUUCACAAGUCAGAAGAGUCUCCCUCUCACUCAUUUUGAUUUCUGUUUGUAUGUUCUUGGCUGCCGCUGUCGAGCAGAUUUCAACCGUGUUGGCUUACAAUGGAUCCAUCUUCGGGUCACUUGUUGUUUACAUCUUCCCCUCCGUCUUUGCUUUCAAAGUCGCUAAAGGACCAUUAAAGUGGAUAUCUUUAGGAAUUUUCAUUAUUGGAAUUAUUAUGGGUGGAAUUGGUCUUGGGAUUACUAUAGCCAAUCAGUUCAAUGCCUUCGACUAA
Messenger RNA from Entamoeba invadens IP1, 1257 nucleotides. RefSeq names its product vacuolar amino acid transporter, putative. Gene Ontology annotation, molecular function: amino acid transmembrane transporter activity. Gene Ontology annotation, biological process: amino acid transmembrane transport. NCBI's taxonomy places the organism in Eukaryota, Evosea, Mastigamoebida, Endamoebidae. The transcript has a single exon. Bases 1 to 1257 code for a protein of 418 amino acids. The record is from RefSeq and is a predicted model, not a curated record.